Molecule: messenger RNA, 1350 nt
Organism: Suillus bovinus
Lineage: Eukaryota; Fungi; Basidiomycota; Agaricomycetes; Boletales; Suillaceae
Exons: 4
Coding region: 1-1350 (449 amino acids)
Source: RefSeq, a predicted model, not a curated record
AUGAGCCUGACACUAGCUCUCACCACAGGGACAGCCCUGCCACCCUGUCUCAAUAUCAACGUACGACAGACAACUGGCAUCCAAUGCAAAUGUCCCCUCAAGAAAUUUUCAUUCUCCAACCCUGCCUUCUGUGUUUGGUUCACCUUGUUGAACGACAACCAUUUCAGGGCCCUUUGCAUUGCAAUAUAUUGGCAUACAAGCCCAGAACGACGACCUCCAAUGGAUGACGGACUCCUGGCAUAUAAAGAGACACUGUCGAGGAGUACAAGUUCCACACUCAUGACUAUCGACAAGUUGCACUACGAUGGUGCUGGGAAUGCAUACAGUUGUGACCACACUGGAGCAUGGCAGCCACACCCCGGGAUCGCACAGACAGUUGCACGUCCAUUGCACAUCUCGCAACCUGAUCCUUUUGCGCACACUGGGCUGAACGGUACUGUGUCACUCACUCCGAGGACCAAUGGAACUUGCCCCCAGGGUUAUCAGACCCAGCCCACUCCGCCAUCCACCUAUCCACUCGACACCCCAGCCCAAUUCUCUGCCCAGCGUUGGCACCACCCUUCACCUUCACCCAUUGCGAGUGGUUCACAACUCACUUGGCGUGAAUCUGACCACGAUACCAUUGACCCUGCCCUCCAGCCGCUGCCUCACAGUGCCGAUCUGGACUUGACUGACCCAGUGGUCAUUGCCAAGACAAAUGGCUAUACUGCUGCCUCAAAAACAGCUGGUGCCUGUCAAAAGGCCCACACCACCAAAGGAAAGGGCAAGGGAAACUCACAACCCACCAAGUGUGCCCGUGAAAUCACAGCUGAUGAUGAUGGCAAUAUCAGGGUCAAGCACGGGCGCCCAUCAGGCUCUAACAAUUAUACUACUGCUGACAUCAACGCACUUCUCAACUUGGUCGAAAGGGAAAAGCCACUAGGCCAGCGAGGCUGGCAGAAAAUUCAUGUCAAGUUCUCAGAGUGGGCGACAGAACAGGGAUGUCCUGAUCGAAAACUCAGUUCCCUUGAAAUGAAGUUUAAACAACUCAUCAAGACUACCAAGCCCACUGGAGAUGGUGUUUGCCCACCUGAAGUCACCUGUGCACACCAAAUUGACGCACUCAUCAAUGAACAUGCAGGCACGCGUGAUCUCAAUGACGCAGAGUUUGACGACGAACGUGAUGACGACGACACUCACUCUAACUCUUCUGGCCCAGACAAGCCACAACAUGUGGCUGUUACAAAGGCUAUUCGCACUGAGGCUCCAGUGCCACGAUGCAAUGCAUGUGGUGCCACUGCUGCAGAGUUGCUAACAUGUCUGUCAGGGGCAUUUGAUCCUGCCACACAGCAAGCUCAUGACGAAGAAUGA